Cornus florida is the source of this 2565-nucleotide messenger RNA. RefSeq names its product receptor-like protein EIX2. The transcript has 2 exons. The record is from RefSeq and is a predicted model, not a curated record. Gene Ontology annotation, molecular function: protein binding. Lineage: Eukaryota; Viridiplantae; Streptophyta; Magnoliopsida; Cornales; Cornaceae. Bases 939 to 2129 code for a protein of 396 amino acids.
UAAUGUCUGAGUUUUCUUUUACAUAUAUGAUCAACGAAUUUGAUAUCAUAAAUUUGUAAUCAGAUAGAAUUGAAGAUGAUGAUGAUGAGGAGCCGCAUAGCGCUUGUCACGCUUUGGCUGCUAUCAUUCUCAACUGCCCUAUUAUUAUUAUGUGAUGGUACUUCACAUGGAGUUUGCAGUGAAAAAGAAAAAACAGCUCUUCUCAAUUUCAAACAAGGUAUCAGUUGGGAUCCUUCCAACAGGCUAUCCUCAUGGUCUGGACUCCAACAAGAUUGUUGUACUUGGACUGGAGUCCGCUGCAACAAUGUUACUGGUCGAGUCAUCCAGCUUCACCUCUCCAAUCCAUACAAUCACUUUGAUGAAACGCAAUUGUUGGGUGGGAAGAUUAGUUCAUCUUUGGUGGAAUUAGAAUCUCUGAUUUACUUGGACUUGAGUAUGAACAAUUUCAGUGGUUCUACUAUUCCAAGUUUCUUUGGUUCUAUGCCGAGUUUGAGAUAUCUCAACCUCUCUUAUGCUUAUUUUGAGGGAUUGAUUCCUCAUCAACUUGGGAAUCUCUCUGGGCUUCGUGUUCUUGAUCUAAUUUCUAAUAAUGAUCAACUUUAUGUUGAUGACCUUAGUUGGACUGCUGGUCUUCAUUCCUUGGAAUACGUUGACAUGAGUUUGAUUGACCUUGGCAAGGCGGUUGAUUGGCAUAGACAACUGAGCAACCUUCCUUCCCUUUCAGAACUACGUUUGUCCAGCUGCAAUCUCCAAGGGCCGAUUUCUCAUCAGCUUGCCAAUCUAUCGAGCCUUCGUCGUCUCGAUCUAGGAUUUAAUGAUGUACUGAUGACAACCAGAUAAAUGGAGACAUAUCGAACGUGUUCCUAAACUCUAGUGUUGUUGAUAUUAGUGCUAAUCGUUUUGAGGGUUCAUUACCACGUUUGUCUCCAAAUGUUAGAAUGUUGAACCUUGCAAACAAUUCUUUCUUUGGACCCAUUUCCUCAUUCUUGUGCCAAGAGAUGAAUGGAGAAAGUAUGUUGGAGGUUCUGGAUGUAUCAAAUAAUAUAUUAUUAGGUGAACUUUCUCAUUGCUUGAUGCAUUGGCAACAUCUGACCCAUGUGAACGUGGGAAGGAACCACCUAUCUGGUAAAAUUCCAAACUCAUUGCGAAACUGCACCUAUUUGAGGCUCAUUAAUUUAGGUGGAAAUGAAUUUACCGGACUCAUUCCGAGUUGGAUUGGAGAAAUUUUAGGCUUGAAGGUUCUCAGCUUAAGAUCCAAUAAAUUUAUCGGCAAUAUACCGUCACAAAUAUGCCAACUUUCUGGGCUUAUAAUCCUUGAUCUUGGGAAUAAUAGCCUAUCCGGACCGAUACCAAAAUGUUUGAAGAAUAUCAGUGCGUUGACUAGCACAAGUUCUACAUAUCAUAACAAAUUGGAAAUGGGAAGUGCUAUUGGUAGUAUUCCAUUUGCAGUCUACAUAGAUAUUCUCUCGUUGGUGACAAAAGGGAGAGAAUCAGAGUACAAGGAUAUCCUUGGACUUGUUACGAGCAUAGAUCUCUCACAUAAUAAUUUAUCUGGUUCAAUCCCAGAUGAUUUUUCUAGUCUCGAUGCGUUGCGAUUUUUAAACUUGUCUCAUAAUAAAAUUACGGGAAAGAUACCGGAGAACGUUGGAGGCAUGACAAUAUUAGAAUCCCUUGAUAUCUCGAGAAACCAUCUUUCUGGUGAAAUUCCUCAAAGCAUGUCGAAUUUGACAUUUCUGAGUUACUUGGACUUGUCAUACAACUUCUUUAAUGGAAGAAUUCCUACGGGCACCCAACUUCAGAGUUUUAAUGCAACUAGCUACAUUGGCAAUGCUGAACUUUGUGGAGCCCCUCUCAACAACAAUUGCACAAGAGAAGAAGAAUCUCAAGGUCGAGGUGUGACGUCAAUGGAGGAAGAGGAAGAAGAGUAUGGAAUGGUAUGGUUUUAUAUUAGUAUGGGUCCAGGAUUUGUGGUUGGAUUUUGGAUUGUUUGUGGUACUCUUCUCCUCAAAAGGACAUGGAGGCAUGCUUAUUUUCAGCUUCUUGAUGAUAUGAAAGACCGGAUCUAUGUGGCUAUAUUGAUAAAGGUGAAUUGGCUCCGCAGCAAGUUCAAGAGAUCUAAUGAAACAUGAAGACCAUCAUCAUCUUGUACAAGAUUGCCGAUACAAUGAAUAAUUCCGUGCUGGACAUUUUGGAUCAACCGGGAGCUAGAUUUUGAAUGUGGUUGUGGAUCUAUUCGCAUUCAUGCACGAGUUCAACAAACAAUAAUACAAUAAUAUAUAAGAAAUAUAUCCAACUCAGUUGCGCAUGAAGUGAUAUCAUGCUUUAUCAUGAGUCACAUUCAAGCAAUCUGAACCAGUGAAGAGUUAUGCUCUGAGUUUGCUUUUGUUUAAUACCUUUCUCAUUUGUUUUUGAACUUUAUUGGGAAUUUAAUUAUUGGAUAACUAAUUAACUCUCAUUACCAUAUAAAGCAAUAUGAGCGUACAUCAUUAUGUAAAAACAUUUUAAGAAUUGGUUUAAGAUUUAUGAAGUUGAGCGAAUUAAUUUUUAACGAUAAUUAUGGUGAAG